Fusarium poae is the source of this 474-nucleotide messenger RNA. RefSeq lists its product as uncharacterized. The transcript is spliced from 2 exons. The record is from RefSeq and is a predicted model, not a curated record. Lineage: Eukaryota; Fungi; Ascomycota; Sordariomycetes; Hypocreales; Nectriaceae. Bases 1 to 474 code for a protein of 157 amino acids.
AUGGGCUUCAGCAACGGUUUUGUUCUUGGAGCUAUCUCUGUCCUCUCCAUGGUUGCUUCCUCCAACGCCGCCACUCUAACUACUACUACUACUACCACCAACGUCGCUGCUACAGCCCUGCCUUCGCUUGUCGAUUCUCUCCCCGAAUGUGCCACUCAAUGCUUCGCCACUGUUGGAGGCGAAAUUGGUUGCGGCACUACCGACCUGAAGUGUAUGUGCAAACAGGAUGAUGUCUUCAAGGCUCAUUGGGGAACUUGUGUGCGAAAAGAGUGUAAGGAUAAGGAAUUCAACCAGAGCUUGGACACCCGUGACGACAUUUCCGCUGCUAUGAGCAAGAACCCCGAUUCUGCUGCUAUGGAAUCUGCUUCUAGUGUUAUUGGAGCUAAUUCACCCGAGGAGACUGAUAGCGGCGCUGGACGCCUCAUUCCCGCUGGUGCUAUUGCUGCUAUUUUCCUUGGUACUAUGAUGAUCUAG